ACAAAGAUACUCUUAUCAUUUUAUUGCUAAACUCCUUGCUUAGAUAUAGUUGUGUCCAUUCGUUUAUCCUUGAUGUUGAUAAUGAAGAUUUCCGUGGCCUCUUUGAAGAUGAUGGAUGGGAAGAAAUCGAAUGCACAAAUAUCAAGGAAGAUCCUCCUUUGCCUAACAAUGUGGAUAGACUCUUACAUGAUUUCAACAAGUGAGAUUUAUGAUGUCCUCAAGGAUUCUUCAAGACGUUAUGAGGACUUUAACACAAGAACUAUUUUUUAUGCUGUUAUUUAUUCCAUGCUCUUUUUACUGGAAGCAAGUCCCAAUCCGCUGAUGUCUCAACAACUAGAACAAUGGUAUCAAACAAACGUAUGGACGCCUGUAACGGAUAAAAUGCUUGGCAAUCUACCUAGUGUGGUGGGCGAAUCAGCAAGUGUAGCUAGCAAGGAAAGAAAGCGACAACAAGGCAAAUUAUACCCUGAACGAAUGGGAUCACGUACUGACAUGGUUCUUCGAAAAACUGGAAAUGGAAUCGUACUGGAAUAUGGUACCUGAUGUGGUGAUUGAAUUUUUACUUUUUACAUUGAAAUUUCGCCUAGUCCAUUUUGUCAACUCUCUUCUUCGAAUAUUAAAUUCAAUUACCCUUUUUCUUUACCAUUAUCACCUUCGUCUAAGAGACACUUUGGAUACCAUCAUCAAGGAUAUAAAACAAAUAAAAGAGCGAAU
Molecule: messenger RNA, 714 nt
Organism: Halteromyces radiatus
Lineage: Eukaryota; Fungi; Mucoromycota; Mucoromycetes; Mucorales; Cunninghamellaceae
Exons: 4
Coding region: 73-543 (156 amino acids)
Source: RefSeq, a predicted model, not a curated record